AUGGCAAGUAGGUUCUGGGCAGGAAGUUCGUCUUCUGAGGAAGAGAGUGAUGUGUCAGACGUGUCCGAUGUAGAGACGUCGCAGCAGCAGCAGGCUCGUGCAGCUUCGCGUUGGGCGGUGCAGUCGGACUCAGACUCGGAAGAGGAAGUCCGUGUGGUUAAGAGCGCUAAGGAUAAGGCGCUAGAGCACAUGGAACGCAAUUGCAACAAUAUCAAAAACUACAUGAAGAUCAAUGACUGGACGCAGAUCCAGACAGAGUUUGAUGAGCUGACGAAACAGUUUGAACGUGCAAAGAAGACCAUGACGACAUUGCCCACUUUUUACCUACGGACAAUGAUGACACUGGAGGAUUUCUUGGCUGAAAAGGUCAAAAACAAAGCUGAACAAAAGAAAAUGAGCAAGGAAAAUAGCAAAGCACUCAUUCGCAUGAAGGGCAAGCUGAAGAAACAGCUGGAGCCCAUGCGCAAGCAGAUUGACGACUUCCGUGCAAACCCUGUAGAAUCCAGUGAGGAGGAGUCAGAGAGUUCAUCAAGCGAGUCUAGUGAGGAAUCCUCAUCAAAGUCUUCGCCGGCUUCUUCGGAUUCGGAUAACAGCAGCGACGCAUCGGAGUCCGAGGACGAGAGCAGUGAUGAUGACAAGUCUGGAUCGGACGAGGACUCGGACGGAUCGUGGCCGAGUAAGUCGUCCUCGUCCUCGUCGUCCUCGGAAGAUGAUGACAAUAUGCCUAAGGGUCGUGCUCGAUGGUUGAAACAGACCCCUGUGGUGACCAAAGCCAAGAAGGUUAAGGGUCCUAAGAUUGUCAAACAGCGUGAGACUCGUCGUGAAUCUGAGGAUGAUGUCAAAAAGACUGUGGUGGAAGAGGAGCUUAAGCUUACUCCUAGCCAAUUCGACCGCCGUGUGAAGGAGGUGGUUGCUAUGCGUGGUAAAAAGGGUAUGGAUCUUUCGGAGCAGCUAAAUUUAAUGCGCAAGCUGGCCAAUUACGCUCACCGCCUUGGCCCGGCCCGCCAGAUUGUGGCUACCAUGUACCUGGUGGGAACAUCCGUGUUUGAUACCUCGUCCAAGAUUGACCGCGUUAUGUCGGCGCGCCACUGGAAGCAGGUGCAAACCCGCAUCUGCACGAUCCUCAGCCUUUUGGAGAAGAAUCCAGGUUUUUCACUGGCCCCACUGACGUCGGAGGACCAGGCUGACAUCGUGCGUGCUGGCCGCGAGAAGGUGACUGCUGCUCAAAUCGCAGCAGCUGCCGCCGAAGACGCUGAAGAGGAUAUGAACUUCGUAGACACGCUGCCCCAGGCCAGCAAGAAGGGCACGAUUAAGGUGUCCGGUGACCUUGCUGCUUUCGUGGACCGACUCUCUGAGGAGUACACGAAGAGCCUGCAACAGACGGACCCGCACACAAGCGAGUAUGUCGCUCGUUUGUACGACGAGAACCUGCUGAUCGCGGUUGCCGAGCGUGUACAGAUGUUUUACGCUCGAAAGAAAGACUUUGAGCGCGCUGCCACCAUGGCGCUCGUGCGUGCCGAGCUUAUAUACUACAAGCACGACUCGGUCGCUGCGGCCCUGCAUGAGGCCCAGGCGAAGCGUGCUAAGUUUGGUGACCCCGCAUUUCUUCACCCUGCGUGCACGAGCACCAACGCCAGCAAGACAAGGGAGUUUGAUGUAACGAAGACGCACCCUGCUUCUGCUAUGGGCCAACCUACUGUAGAUGUGGCCCCUGUGAACGCUGAGAAGCUGCUGCGCGAAGUGUGUCGCUUCGUGUUCCAGUACGGUGAUAUUCGCGCGAAGACGCGUGCUAUGCUGUGUCGCAUCUACCACCACGCUCUGCACGACCGUUUCCACGAGGCUCGCGACUUGCUGUUGAUGUCGCACAUUCAGGACAACAUCACGGAUGCGGACAUCCCUACUCAGAUUCUGUUUAACCGCAUGAUGGCCCAGCUUGGUCUUUGUGCCUUCCGUUGUGGCCUCAUCUGGGAGGCCCACGCUUGUCUGUCUGAGAUCUGCACGGGCUCGCGCACCAAGGAACUGCUUGCUCAAGGCCUUCAGUCGUUCCGCUUUGGUGAGCGUGACCUUGAGCAGGAGCGCUUGGAGCGUCGUCGCCAGGUACCGUACCACAUGCACAUUAACCUUGACCUGCUUGAGACGUGCCACCUGGUAAGUGCGAUGCUGCUGGAGGUGCCGAACAUGGUGAACUUGCGUCUGUCGGACCGCAAGCGCAUGGUGUCAAAGGCCUUCCGCAAACUCCUUGAAUUCCACGAGCGCCUUGUGUUUGACGGUCCUCCGGAAAAUCCGCGUGACCACGUGGUCGCUGCCGCCAAGCUGCUUGCCCAGGGCUCGUGGCGUAAAAGUGCCGAACUCCUAGUCGGUCUGCCUAUGUGGGACUUGUUCCCGGGUGUUAACGUGAACCAGCAUGUUAGGUCUAUGGUUCAGCACAAGAUUCAGGUCGAGGCUCUGCGAACGUAUCUACUGGCAUUCAGCGCCGAAUACGACUCGGUGAGCCUUGCUCGGCUUAUGGCGAUGUUCGAACUUGACGACAAGACGGUGCACAGCGUUGUGUCUAAGAUGAUGAUCAAUGAGGAGCUCCAGGGAGCUUGGGACCAAUCCUCGCAGGCCAUUAUCUUGUACAAGACGGAACGCUCGACGUUGCAAACCCUGGCGGUGCAGUACUCGGACAAGCUUUCGCAAAUUGUUGAAAACAACGAGCGCAUGAUGGACCUGCGCUCGGGUACGGGCAAAGAGGAGUGGAACAACCGCCGUGGCGGUGGCGAUGGUCGUCGAGGUGGAGGUGGACGUAUUGGCUUCAGUACUGGCGGUGGUCGUCGUGGUGACAAUCAGAGCGGACGCGGUGGUUUUCGGCCUCGUCGUGGCGGCGGUGGUGGUGGUCGUGGUCCCCGGCAGCAACGCCAGUAG
Peronospora farinosa is the source of this 2904-nucleotide messenger RNA. Lineage: Eukaryota; Oomycota; Peronosporomycetes; Peronosporales; Peronosporaceae. The record is from the annotation of a GenBank genome assembly.